AUGAUGCAAAUUCCUUCACACGCCGUUGAUGCUUUUCCGACAACCAAUUCCGGCGAAGUUCCGGCCUUUUGCCGGAGCUUGAGCUUCAGUAGCCUCAUCCCAUGCUUGUCGGAAAAUUGGGGAGACUUGCCGUUAAAGGUGGAUGAUUCAGAGGAUAUGGUGAUUUACGGCAUUUUGCGUGAUGCUUAUAGUGUUGGAUGGACUCCGUUUAAUUUUUCCGGCAAAGAGAUUAAAGCCGAGUCGAAUGAAUUAGAGACGGAGCCAGCAACCCGCACACCUCCGUUAUCGGUGGCGCCGGCGAAGGUAGAAGAAGCGGUUUCAACAUCCCUAGCGGCGUCGCCGAAGGGAAAGCACUACCGGGGUGUGAGGCAGCGACCUUGGGGGAAGUUUGCGGCUGAGAUAAGAGACCCGGCUAAAAGCGGCGCGAGGGUGUGGCUUGGGACGUACGAGACGGCUGAGGAAGCCGCAACGGCGUACGAUAUAGCUGCAUACAGGAUGCGUGGCUCCAAGGCUUUGUUGAACUUCCCACAUAGAAUCGGGUUGAAUGAGCCGGAGCCAGUCAGGGUUACAUCCAAAAGGAGAUCUCCUGAGCCGUCAUCUUCAUUUUCAUCGGCUUCUGUAAAUGGCUCACCUAAGAGAAGAAACACAAAAGGGUCAACAGCUGAACAAGUGGAGCUGGAAGUCCAAAGCCGAUCAUCAAAUGUGAUUGAAGCCGUUUCUGGUUAGGUAGAUAUUGAAGCCAGCCGAUUGUUAGACUAUACUUUGGCCAAUUUGCGAAUUGUGUGGAUCCCAUACGUAAAGUAGAAGAUACGCACGGGUCGGACCUUGUAUUCGGAUUGGAUUUGCGAGAAUGUGACAUGAAAUACCCAAAAGGCCCUCUUCCCACUGAGGUUUAUGUAAAAAGAUGUGAGGUCAUAAAUGAAAAUUUGCUACAUUGCAACAGUUUUCU
This is a messenger RNA of Cynara cardunculus var. scolymus (artichoke), 949 nucleotides long. RefSeq names its product ethylene-responsive transcription factor 2-like. The record is from RefSeq and is a predicted model, not a curated record. Gene Ontology annotation, biological process: ethylene-activated signaling pathway; regulation of DNA-templated transcription. The transcript has a single exon. NCBI's taxonomy places the organism in Eukaryota, Viridiplantae, Streptophyta, Magnoliopsida, Asterales, Asteraceae. Bases 1 to 726 code for a protein of 241 amino acids. Gene Ontology annotation, molecular function: DNA-binding transcription factor activity; DNA binding.